UCAGCCCUUCGCGUUUCGGGUCAGAGUUCCCCAGCGAGGAACGUUACCCCACGAGCUCGUCUGACCGCCGUUAGUGGAGGCUUAGAGGUGGGGAGGGUUGCGCUGGGCGCAUGGCGUUGCCAGGUGGAAAUAAGGAUAAUAUCAGGGCAGGGUGCAAGAAAUGUGGCUAUCCGGGUCAUCUGACAUUUGAGUGCCGAAACUUUCUCCGUGUAGAUCCCAAAAGAGACAUUGUUUUAGAUGUGAGUAGCACAAGCAGUGAAGAGAGUGAGGAAGAGGAGCUGGGAAAACUUGAUGUCGUUCCAGAAAAGCAGGGUAUUCCUGAUGAUGAAGAAAAGAAAAAAAUCCAAAAGAAAAGCAAGGAAAAAUCAAAAUUAAAGAAAUCAAGAAAAAGAUCUCAUUCUUCAAGCAUCACAGAAGAUGAUGAACCUAAAUCAAAAAAGCAGAAAUCCCAUAAAAAAGAAAAGAAGAAAGUGAAAAAGAAUAAAUCUAAGAAAAGAAAACAUCAUCACAAAAAGGGAGGAAAAAAACACAAAAGAGGAAAAGAUUCUUCAUCUUCUGAUAGUUCAGAUUCUUCUAGCAAUGACUGAAAAAUAAGACUUAGGUUGAUUUAUGUCAAUCCUAGUUCAAAUAAUGCCGCAAGAUAUAUAUACUCCUUAAUAAUUUAUUUUAAAAAUCUCUUUGUAUCAAACUUUUUUUUUUGUGGGGCGGAAGGAAUUAAGGUUUUCAUUCUCCUUUGUGGGUUUCAAUCUUUAUUUGUACUUCCUGAUUUAAAACCGUUUGAGAGAUUAAAAUUUUAGAAGUUGUUGCUUCUAAAAUUUUAAUCUCUCAACAAUUACAAAUUAUUCAUGAACAAAAGCCAGUAAUUUUAGUUGUACAGUCCCAUGGUUUUUUUUAACACUUCUGAUAAUCAUUGGGUACCUGCAAAGAGACUGCCGUUCCACAGAUUCCAGAUCCCAUUUAUUUCCAUUAUAGUCCCAAAAUGAGAAGAAAAAAACCUGCCCAAUUCUAUAGCAGGCAUUUAUGUCCCUUAACUGGGAACAUAAGAAGUUCCACUUGCAUCAGCAUCCGUUCCAGUAGAAAACUAGCAGAGCAUGAAACCAGUAAUUUUCCCUCUUUAAAUUCUCUUUUUUUUUUCUGCCCCAUGGAAAUGUUUUGUCAUUGUGUUCUGUUAUUAAGAUACCGUAUUUUUUGGAGUAUAAGACGCUCCGGACUAUAAGAUGUACCUACCUUUUUUGGUGAGGAAAACAAGAAAAAGAAAUCUGCCUCUGCCUCCCAGCAAUUUUGCCUCGUAGCAAACAGCAAAUAGCCUGCUUUACUUUCAUUUUUGUUUUCAGCAUAGCUUGAUUCGCACAAGGGAAAAAAAAUCUGUUCCCAGCAAUUUACCUCCUUGCAGCAAGCACCAGAGGCCUGCGCAAAACAGCUGAGAGCCGGGAGGCUGAUCCAAUCAACUUGUGCUAACUAGGCUGUGCUGAAGCUGAAAGGAGCUGUUUCUUCUUGCUGCUAGGAGGUAAACUGCUGGGAGGCAGAGGCCAGAGGGUGGGCAGGACUACAUUUGGUGUAUAAGACGCACCUAAAUUUUCACCCCCUUUUAGGGGGGGAAAGGUGCGUCUUAUACUCUGAAAACUAUGGUACAUGUACUUUUAUACGUUUAGUAAAACUAGAAGGGAGUAUGUAUCUUAGAAAAUUUUGAAACAUACAAUCAUUGCUACUUAUAGCUGAUGAUUCUAGAACUAAUUAAAGGAGUAAUUAGUUCUAGAAUCAUCAGCUAUAACUAGCAAUGAUUGUAUAGUGUACGGCAUGGAAUGGAAAGAAGUGAAGAUGUUGAAAGGCUGUUGUAGCAUAUUAUAAGUUUACGUGGUAGAAGCAUCUCUGAAUCAAGACAUAAGCCUGUGUGUGGGGGUAAAUAUUGGGAAUUAAAUGAGCAAAGUGGACAUAGAUUUUUAAGCACCAAGUGUUUUUUUUCUAGUAAAAAAUCCUGUUUUUUAACCACUUGAACUAAAGAUGAAAACUAUUUUUAUGCUGCUUUUUUAUUUCCCUGUUGUUUCUUGCCAUUUAUUUGUAUAUAUGAAAAAUUAGUAUAUACUUUUUUGGGGGGGACCAAAGAAGUAAACAUGAUUGAAUUUAUAAGCUAAAUGAUUGCUUUAUUGUGUUUAGUUUGCUGAAAAAUUAAAAAAGGUCAUUCUUUUA
Pantherophis guttatus is the source of this 2187-nucleotide messenger RNA. RefSeq names its product SREK1 interacting protein 1 (gene SREK1IP1). The record is from RefSeq and is a predicted model, not a curated record. Lineage: Eukaryota; Metazoa; Chordata; Lepidosauria; Squamata; Colubridae. Gene Ontology annotation, molecular function: zinc ion binding; nucleic acid binding.